Molecule: messenger RNA, 6191 nt
Organism: Siniperca chuatsi (mandarin fish)
Lineage: Eukaryota; Metazoa; Chordata; Actinopteri; Centrarchiformes; Sinipercidae
Gene: smad2
Product: SMAD family member 2
Exons: 11
Coding region: 438-1862 (474 amino acids)
Biological process (GO): anatomical structure morphogenesis; transforming growth factor beta receptor signaling pathway; SMAD protein signal transduction
Cellular component (GO): heteromeric SMAD protein complex
Molecular function (GO): RNA polymerase II cis-regulatory region sequence-specific DNA binding; I-SMAD binding; DNA-binding transcription factor activity, RNA polymerase II-specific
Source: RefSeq, a predicted model, not a curated record
GGUUGAGCUUUGAAUGAGGGGCCAUCAUCCCGGCGGCUCGGAGGUGGAAAAUACAGUUUAAAGUCUCUCUGGAUGCAUUUUAAAUGAACAAGCAGGCUUUUCUGACAGGUACCUGAGUGGCCGUUCAGCGUCUUUUCAUCUCCUCGUUGGGUGUCUUUGGAUGAACUCCUCUCCACUCCCUACGUUGUGUGCUUUCCAUCUGCCCAAAACUCCUCUAGACUAAUGCCUUAGUUUUGACUAGACAGUAAUUUAAAAAACGCAUUCAUAUAUUCUGUGUAUACAUAGUCUUUUAAAAUCUCCAGCAAGAAUUCAGACAACAACCCAUCACCCGUAUCACCCUCCUUCCCCUCUCCCUUUUUCUCUUUACGUCAGAUUAAGAGGGGCAUCAAAACACACUUAGGACACGCACAAUCACACACAUACAUACGCAGGCCACCAUGUCCUCCAUCCUUCCCUUCACUCCCCCGGUAGUGAAACGCCUCCUGGGGUGGAAGAAGACUCCAGCAGGGAGUGGAGGAGCAGGAGGAGGAAUUGGAGGAGUAGGGGAGCAGAAUGGAGGAGGGCAGGAGGAGAAAUGGUGUGAAAAAGCUGUGAAGAGCUUGGUGAAGAAGGUGAAGAAGACUGGGCAGCUGGAUGAGCUAGAGAAAGCCAUCAGCACGCAGAACAGCAACACAAAGUGUGUCACAAUACCCAGUAAUUGCUCAGAUCUAUGGGGUCUAGGCUCAGGCCACACGAUAGAGCAGUGGGACUCUACAGGCAUGUACGGAUACCCUGACCACAGCAGGUCACUGGACGGGCGUCUUCAGGUGUCCCAUCGUAAGGGCCUGCCACACGUCAUCUACUGCCGCCUGUGGAGAUGGCCCGACCUUCACAGCCACCAUGAGCUGAGGGCCAUUGACGCCUGCCAGUAUGCCUUUAACCUCAAAAAGGAUGAAGUGUGUGUUAAUCCCUACCAUUACCAGAGAGUGGAGACGCCUGUGCUGCCUCCGGUGUUGGUGCCAUGCCACACAGAGAUUCUGACAGAGCUUCCACCUCUUGAUGACUUUACAAACUCCAUCCCUGAAAACACCAACUUCCCUGCUGGCAUAGAUCCUCCUAAUAACUAUAUACCAGAGACUCCUCCGCCUGGCUACAUCAGUGAAGAUGGAGAGACCAGCGACCAGCAGAUGAAUCAAAGUAUGGAAACAGGCUCACCAGCAGAAAUGUCACCAGGCACCCUGUCACCUGUCAGUCAUGGCCUGGACCUUCAGCCAGUUACCUACAGUGAACCAGCGUUCUGGUGCUCAAUAGCCUACUAUGAGCUAAACCAGCGGGUCGGAGAGACGUUCCACGCCUCACAGCCAUCUCUGACAGUCGAUGGCUUCACCGACCCCUCCAACUCUGAACGCUUCUGUCUAGGGCUUCUCAGCAAUGUUAACAGGAACGCAACUGUUGAAAUGACAAGGAGACAUAUAGGUCGUGGUGUGAGGUUGUAUUACAUCGGAGGGGAGGUGUUCGCCGAGUGCCUCAGCGACAGUGCCAUUUUUGUCCAGAGUCCCAACUGCAAUCAGCGAUACGGCUGGCACCCUGCCACAGUUUGCAAGAUACCACCAGGCUGCAAUCUGAAGAUAUUUAACAACCAGGAGUUUGCUGCACUGCUAGCCCAGUCGGUCAAUCAGGGGUUUGAGGCAGUUUACCAACUUACCAGGAUGUGCACCAUCAGGAUGAGCUUCGUCAAGGGCUGGGGAGCAGAGUACAGACGUCAGACAGUAACCAGCACUCCCUGUUGGAUUGAGCUGCAUCUCAACGGCCCCCUCCAGUGGUUGGAUAAGGUGCUGACCCAGAUGGGUUCACCAUCAGUGCGCUGCUCCAGUAUGUCCUAAACAGGGUCCGGCUGCUGCCUACGCAAAGUCAAACUAACAUUUCACAACAUUUGACCAGUAUGUCCGAAAGGAGACCACCGUGCAGUCUUAAGUUGAUGUACUAACAACGUUAUGAAAACGAAACACAGAAAAAAAGGAUUACACAAUGGACCUGGAGGAUGGGAGAAAGACAUCACUGAUGGACAAUAGUGGAAUGUUAACACUGAUGUCACAGUGGGCCUGAUCACCUUUGGCUCUGUUGGAUUAACGUUGACAUUCCAGUAAUCAUGGACCUAUUGAAAUCACCCUGCAAUAUCAAAAUGUCAAGAUGUCAUAAUGGACCAGACUACAUUCAUGUUUUUGGUAUUUGACUGAGGCUGUGAUCCAGAAACACAAAGCGGGACAGAGCUUUACUGUCCUGUUCAAUGACACCAGAACGGAUGUUUCUGGGAUUAAGCAUGUGAACUUCUAGUUACAGGACAGUCUCUCCGACCACUAGCCCACCUUGCCGCUUCACUACCUACCUACCACAGCACAACUUUAAUUCAGAGUCAAGAUUUCCAUACACACAAGGUUGACCAACAAUAGUACUGCCACUUCGGGCUCAUGUUCAACCAAAGUCAGCUUCAUGCCUGGAUGUGAUUUUUUUUUUUUUUCUUCUUUUUUUUUUCCUUGGUUUUGGUGACCAAACUUCCAUUCCAUUUUUAUUUGAGAUUUCCAUUUUUCCUGCUUUCCUCCUAAUCAGUCCUGUGUUGUCGUGAUCACAGACCUGACUACGCUGGACUGACGGUCCUUCAGCUCUUAAAAGAGGUGACCACUGGAAGAACAAGUUGAUGUAUACCCUGUCUUCACAUGUUCACAUGCGCACACACAUACUGUAACACAGACAAACCUUUGCAGUUCACACACCACUUAACUUGCUAUUUUAACACCUUUUGCUUUCCAAAGUGUUUAAUGUCGAUUGGUCCCAUUCAACCACGAGUGUGCAGUGGGGCAGAUGUUUGAGUGUGGAUCAGAGUUGAAACAAAUAAAUAGGCCUAUGUCUUUUGUUCUUCUGUGAGGAGUUUUUAUUUUAGGUGGGGUCAGUGGCUAACCAGCACAGAUAACUGGAAUAAGUAAGCUAAGGAAUUCUCAGCACAAGAUCGUAGGACAUGUCACUCCACUGGAACUUCACACAAUCCAUGAACUUGUUUUCAGACCAUAAUAAAGGCGUAAGGAGGCCUCCAGUUAACAGUUUGCCUCUCUCUCUCUCUUACAUUCUCUUCAUUAACUUCUUACAGUUAUAUCAUCUUGCUUAUAAAGACGAGAUAAAUGCAGUUCAAGUCAAAGCCUCAAUGUUGCCCCCUGCUGUCUAACAGACAAAAAGAUAAACACCCAUCACUUAAUGUUUCACUGAUGUAGACAUUGCGCAAGUCUCUUGAUUGUAUGCUUGGACUGAUGCACGGUUUCCCCAUUAUUGACAUUUUAUUAACAGGAAGAUGAAGAUAGGAGUCCUGCAGUGUGGGACUUUAAAAAAUAGCUUCUAUACUGUACUUGCACUGCCUCAAAUUAUGCGCCCUUGAUAUUGCUACAAGAAAGUUGCCUUUGAUGUAAAAUACAGCAAGAUAUGCUUUGAAAUGUAUAGCUAGGAAUGCUGAAAAGCCCAAUUGAAGUCCAGACAAUUACAAAAAAUUUAAUAAAUGUUUACUGUAAAGAUGUUUUUCCUUAUAUUGUCUGAAUUGGCUUAUUCAAGAGCUUCCAUUUGAUUUUAAGGAGAUUUUUUUGCCCUGAUCUUAAAAACCAGCUGGUACCUACAUCGGUAUUUCAGAGUCCACAUCUUUUCAACUCAAAGUGUUUAAGCUUUAAGUAUUUGACAAGCUAGUUAUACUACACAGUUAAUAUUUUCUUUACACAUUCUUUUAGCUACAUUUUUGUAUUUUCAUGUAUUUUUUAUAUAUGAAUAUAUUUAAAAUCUUCAAAGCUUUCUUCCUUUUUAUUAGAAGUCAAUAUUUUUUUAGAAUAUGCCCUGUUUGAAAUGAUCACAGCUUGAUGAUGAUUUAUGAAGUAUGUAGCGUAGGAUAUAACAUUCUCACUGAAUUUACCACUGAACACUGACUGAGAGGCCAAGUCACCAUAAUUACCAACCUCUUUUCUUCAAACCCUGAUUUGGCUGCUAAAAUCAGCUGUUAUAACCAUGUAAAAAGGUAGCUUCUUGCCUUACUGUUACUAAUUCUUCAGCUCUUUGGGUGUGACCCAAAUUAUGAUUGUGCUGUCCCAAAGACUGAAUACAUGUAUUUACAGUAUAUCCUGUACACUUCAGAUCCACUGUGUCAUUAACCUAAUUGCUGAUGAAAAUCUAUUAGCUCAAUUUUUCCGGUAUUGGAUUUUAUUGGCUAAAUUGUAAUAUUUAAACUUGCCAAAGUCCUUUUGGGAUUUGGUUAGUUACAAAUCAAGGUAACUGUUUCGAAACAUGUUUACUUUCAGUAUACCAUGGUCAUUAGAAAAUUAAGCUGUUUAAAAAACUAAAAUUCUGACUUUUGAGAUAUUAGGAUUUAAUCCAGCAGCUGGGCAAUACAGUAUUAUUUUUCAGUAUCAAGGCAGUUAGUAUUAAUUUUUAAAAGCUCUGACUUUUAAAGGUGAAUUUGUUGAAUUCUGUCUUACUUUAGCAAUACAGGACAUUCCAGUACACAGCGUAAAAGCUGCUGCCAAUUUCAGCUCUGCAGAUGUUUAAUUCUCAGGACUUCUUAUGUAUGGUUGUACACUGUUUAAUUUGCAGUGAGUGUGUUUACAUGCACACAUGAUAUUAUGAUAUUAUAUAUCCCAGUCAAGGUCUCUUUACUUUCACAAAAGUCACCACAAAGCAGAAUGUUACCACGAAAAAUUGGGUUGUAGGUGGGACAUGUAAAAAAAAAAAAAAAAAAAAUUGAACUUGGUGUAUGCUUGCCUCACUAUCUUGGCUCAUACUGUCACAUUCCAGAUAGCUUGUUUGACUUCCUCCAAACUGUGACAAAAACCUGACAGUGGUCUUAACUUGGUGCGCAGUAAUGCUGGUGUGCAUGUAAACCAUUUCAUAUGUUCUAUUUGAUUACUCACUACUGCAUCAUGUGGGGGAAAUGUACAUUUAAAAAUGCGUUUAAUGAAGGUUUAGUUUAUGGCUGAGACAAGAAGUCCAGAAAUCCUGAUGUUUAAUUAUACAUACAUAUUGGCAGCAUCCUGCAGAAACUUUAUAAUUCAAGAUUUGCAUUUGAUAUACAUUUGAUAGAUGACAUCCUCUCCUGUGCAGGGUGAUGUACAUCAGCACUUGGACCAAACCAAAAGAUUGACGCUUUUAAAAAAUCUCAACAGCAAAUGAUGGUCCUGCAGGAUGACCUGUUUUUAUGUUUGUUGACAACGGCAAAUCAUGAACUAUAUAUAUAUAUAUAUAUAUAUAUAUAUAUAUAUUUUUUUUUUUUUUUUAAGGAGAACCUUUUUCUUCAUUCAUUGAGCAUUUGCCUGGGUAAAAGUUUAUAGUACUUUUAACCAGACUGAAACCAGCCAAAUGCAGUGAUGUUUGUCUCUCUGUAUCUGUAUCUAUCUGUCCACCUGUUUGUUCUGUCUUUUUGCUGGUCUGUCAUUUUUUUUAUUUAUUUUUUUAUUCAUUUAUUAGGGAAAACAUUUACUGGACUUUGCCAAGGUCAGUACACAUGCUAAAAUGAAAAUAUAGUAGAUUGUUAUAUCAUUGCAAACCCACAUGUUUGUUCUAUGCAGUGACAUCAAAUUGUUUGGACUGUAUACUGAAAAAAUAUUUCCCCAUUAAGAAAUAUACAUACUGUAUUUUCUGAUGGCUAGAUAUGCUGUUUUAUGCAUAUUGCCAGGGUCCAACAAAAGCCUUUGUAUCUACUUUUUCCUUUUCAAUGAGUGCCACCCAGCAUUGUACCCCAAAACCAACCAGCUUUUCUCACUUCCUCAUCUGUUUUGGAGAUGGAAGAUGAGACCAAAUGAGGUUUCAUGUAGGCUACAUCUACACAUUUUGAGGGUCCAUAUUCCUAUUCACAGAUAACGGAAUGUUUUGUUUUUUUCUUUCUUAUUGUGAUGACAAUUGUGUAUCCCCAUAUGAGCCUCUUUCUGAUGAAUUCCCAAGAAGGUGGCUGUUUGGAAAAAGUGAAGUUUCUACAUGUCACUAGUGAUGUUAUUGUAUAGUUGUACUUUUAUUUUUACCAUAACCUGCUGUUCCUUUUUCUUGCUAUCAACAGAGCAUAUUUCAUUAGACAAGAUGCUGUUAGGAUUUCCAUCUUCUUCAAACACUGAUGAUGACCUUCAUAGGCUUUCCAACUAUUCUACAUAUACAGACAACUUCUUACAGUGUACACUAAUAAAGCUGUUUAAAUUCAA